AUGGAGGCGACGCCACCGAGUGAGCCGAGGAAGCGGGGUAGGCCAAAGGGAUCGACUAAGGCCAAGGCAGAGAAGGAGAGAGAGGCUAGUGGCGGCGGACCAGCUGCAAAAAUGAGAGGUGCGAUCGGCGGGAAUAAAAACUCGGCCGCGGACGAGAAUUACGCUCAGUGGAAGCUGUUGGUCCCCGUGCUGUAUGACUGGUUUGCUCAUCAUAAUCUACUGUGGCCAUCUCUCUCUUGCCGGUGGGGCCCUGUUCUCGAGACAGGAACUUACAAAAACAAACAACGGCUUUAUCUUUCGGAACAGACGGACCAGACAGUGCCAAACACUUUGAUUAUAGCAAAUUGCGAUAUUGUGAAGCCCCGAGUUGCAGCAGCAAAUCAUGUAGCAAAUUUCAAUGAAGAUGCUCGCUCACCUUUUGUGAAGAAAUACAAAACUAUCAUACAUCCUGGAGAGGUGAACAGAAUCAGGGAGCUUCCUCAGAAUAAAAAUAUAGUGGCAACGCACACUGACUGUCCUGAAGUUCUUAUAUGGGAUGUUGAGGCUCAACCUAAUCGUCAUGCUGUCCUUGGAGCUGCCGAAUCACGUCCAGAUCUGGUAUUGUCUGGUCAUCAAGAUAAUGCAGAAUUUGCUCUUGCCAUGUGCCUGGCUGAACCUUUUGUGCUCUCUGGAGGGAAGGACAAAUCUGUGGUAUUAUGGAGCAUUCAGGAUCAUGUUUCAACAUUGGCCUCAGAUGCUAACCAAUAUACAGGAUCUUCUGGUUCCAUUGUAAAAGCUGCUGAUAAUCCUUCUAUUGGUCCACGUGGGGUUUUCAAUGGGCAUGAGGAUACUGUUGAGGAUGUGCAGUUUUGCCCAUCAAGCUCACAGCAGUUUUGUAGCGUUGGAGACGAUUCUUGUUUGAUACUAUGGGAUGCACGGAUUGGAGGCAAUCCGGUUGUAAAGGUUGAAAAGGCACACAAUGCAGAUCUUCACUGUGUAGAUUGGAAUUCUCAUGAUGAGAAUUAUAUCCUAACUGGGUCUGCGGAUCAUACAGUCAGCAUGUUUGAUCGCCGCAAUCUUACCUCUGAUGGAGUUAGAUCCCCUGUCCAUAAAUUUGAAGGUCAUACAGCUCCUGUUCUUUGUGUCCAGUGGUCUCCAGAAAAGUGCUCUGUAUUUGGGACCUCAGCUGAAGAUGGUUUGUUGAACAUCUGGGAUUAUGAGAAGGUUGGUCAACAGAAAGAAAGUGGAUUAAAAUCUUCUAAUGCUCCUCCGGGGUUGUUUUUCCAACAUGCUGGGCACAGGGACAAGGUCGUCGACUUCCAGUGGAGUGUCUCUGAUCCGUGGACAGUUGUUAGUGUAUCUGAUGAUGGAGAAUUUUCUGGUGGAGGUGGUAGUUUGCAGAUCUGGCGUAUGACCGAUUUGUUAUACAGACCCGAGGAAGAGGUAUUGGCUGAGCUUCAAAAAUUCAAAGACCAUGUCCUUGAAUGCAACAAGGAUGACAACUAG
Messenger RNA from Fraxinus pennsylvanica, 1485 nucleotides. NCBI's taxonomy places the organism in Eukaryota, Viridiplantae, Streptophyta, Magnoliopsida, Lamiales, Oleaceae. The record is from the annotation of a GenBank genome assembly.